AUGCCUCCCAAGCGCAAAGCAACCUCAAGCACGCCCUCGGAAGCCCCUGCAUCCAAGAAGACAGCCUUCGAUGCCUUGCAACCAUCCGUCAAGUCCGAAGUCAAAGCCGAGCCUGAGACUCAGAUCAAGUCAGAGAAUGCACCAGACUACGAAGAUCAGAACCGCGAGAUCUUGGAAGAAAGAUAUGGAGUCAUACAGCGAGAGUUCUACCCAGCUGAGAUGUCUAAUGAGCGCUGUGCUCGCUACAACGCCAACGAGAUUCCACGACCCAUUGAGGUGCUAACUCAGGCUGUUCAGAAGACGGCUUUCGAGCGCAAGAAGAUCGAGGUUGGAAAUGCUGUGGUGCACUGGUUCAAACGUGAUCUGCGCACAAAAGACAAUCGUGCUCUGCACCUGGCAAGCGAAAAGGCGAAAUCAAAGGGUGUGCCCUUGAUCUGCUUGUUCAUUGUCAGCCCACAGGACUACCAGGCUCACUUGACUGCGCCUGUACGUGUUGAUUUUGAGCUCAGGACGCUGCAAGUUCUCAAGGACGACUUGGCCAAGAAGGAUAUUCCUCUGUACGUCGAGACAGUUGAGAUACGGAAGAAUGUUCCAGGGCGCAUCAUCGAGCUAUGCCAGAAGUGGGGAGCUAACCACAUCUUCUGCAAUAUCGAGUUAGAGGUCGACGAGCUGAGGAGAGAAGCCAGCUUGACAACCUCGUGUCUUGAGAAAGGCAUUGAUUUUCAUACGGUUCACGACGAUGUUGUUGUUCCACCAGGCGAUCUCACAACUGGACAAGGUAAACAAUUCUCGGUCUACACUCCCUGGUACAAAGCUUGGGUACGACACAUUCACGCAAAUCCUACUAUACUAGACGAAUUUGCUUCUCCAGAACAGAAUCCUGCGUCAGCGCGUGAGAAAUACGCAGACGUGUUCGAAACGACAAUACCUUCGACUCCUGAGAACAAGAAGCUUAGCGAAGAGGAAAGGGAGCGCUUCAAGUCAUUGUGGCCGCCAGGUGAGCAUGAAGCUCUUGAGCGCCUCAACAAGUUCCUGGAGAAAAAGAUCAACAAGUACAAAGAUGCAAGGAACCUACCAGCUGCGAACAGUACCGGCGUUAUAUCUGUGCAUUUGUCGACUGGAACUCUUUCUGCAAGAACAGCCGUCAGAAGUGCUCGCGGUAUCAACACGUCCAACAACCUGGACGCUGGCAAUGAAGGCAUCAAGACAUGGAUCUCCGAGGUUGCAUGGCGAGACUUCUACAAACACGUGCUAGCUCACUGGCCCUACGUGUGUAUGUCAAAGCCUUUCAAAUACGAAUACACAAAAGUGAGGUGGGAGUACAACGAUGAACAAUUCACUCGUUGGUGCGAAGGCAGAACGGGCUUCCCCAUCGUCGAUGCAGCUAUGCGUCAGAUCUUAUCGAUGGGAUAUUGUCACAAUCGCACCAGAAUGAUCGUCGCCAGUUUUCUUGCCAAAGACCUUUUGCUCGACUGGCGCAUGGGUGAGAGAUAUUUCAUGGAACAUCUGAUCGAUGGAGAUUUUGCCUCGAACAACGGUGGGUGGNGGUUCGCUGCAUCUACAGGUGUAGACCCACAACCCUACUUCCGCGUCUUCAACCCGCUGCUGCAGAGCGAGAAAUUCGACGAGCAAGGCGAGUACAUCAGAAAGUGGUUGCCGGAGCUGAAGGACAUCGAGGGCAAAGCGAUUCACGAUCCUUAUGGAAGGGGAGCAGGGAAGGAAGCCGAGAAAGCUGGAUACCCUAGACCGAUGGUCGAUCAUAAGGUCUGCAGGGAUCGAUGUCUUGCGCGAUAUAAGGAAGGUCUAGGCAGGAAUACUGCUUGA
Molecule: messenger RNA, 1824 nt
Organism: Aureobasidium musti
Lineage: Eukaryota; Fungi; Ascomycota; Dothideomycetes; Dothideales; Saccotheciaceae
Source: the annotation of a GenBank genome assembly